Molecule: messenger RNA, 2943 nt
Organism: Lactuca sativa (garden lettuce)
Lineage: Eukaryota; Viridiplantae; Streptophyta; Magnoliopsida; Asterales; Asteraceae
Biological process (GO): actin cytoskeleton organization; actin nucleation
Molecular function (GO): actin filament binding
Source: RefSeq, a predicted model, not a curated record
AUGGGCGCCAAAGUGGUGAUUUUAUUCAUGACAAUUAUCAUUCUACUUUACCCUUUGGCAGAGGCAAUAGAAUCAGACAGACAUCGCCAACAACUGCCUCCUGACAACCAAAUGUAUUUGGAGGAGACCAUGGAUGAGGACACGGCAGAACUAUUAUGGGUGAACUGUGGAGCAGAGUUGAUGUACACAAUGGAGGCUUUUGAAGAUCUUGAAUAUUGUGGUUGUGAUAAAAGCAUUACAGGAAAAGAAAGAAUAAUAAAAGCUAUAAAUGUCCAGGACCCACAUGUGAAGAAAACUAUAUUGGAUUGCUUGAAGGAGAAACGUAUUGUUUUAUCCAAACUCAGAAAAGAUAAACUUUCUACAAGAACAAGUUUGUACAUAGAGUAUUUAGUUUCAUUUUUAAGCAAUCCUAAUAUUAUUAUUGAUCAUGUUCAUGGAAGACGAAAGUUGGGUGAAACUGUUAGCCAGGGCACAGUUGUUGUUGCUGUAAUUGUUACUGCAAUCUUCACUAUGUGUCUCGCUGGCCUUCUCUUUUAUUGUUACAUUAGAAAGCAUGGUGGAAUUCAAAAUAAUGAUGAAAAGCCUCUUCUCAGUUUAAGUAUGGGUGGUUUUCGAAGAAAGUCUACUGAUAACCAAUCAAAUGGACAGAAAAAUGAUUCGCCGAUGGAUGCUAGAGUCUCUGUUGAUCCAGAUGCUUCUGGAAUUACAAACGUUAAUGAUGGCUCAUCUUUGGAUCCUUCUAUGCAACAACCAAGGGUAAAAGAGUCUUUACGCCAUACUUUAAAGCCUCGAGCAGUUAGGGCAGAAUCGUCUUUGCGGCCUACCGGAAAAACGGAAUUUGCUCUACGGCCUUCCGCCGGAAACACAGGGUCUCCAGUUGGGGUUGGUGGAAUAGAAUCAUCUCCACAGCUUGAAUCGUCUGAACAGCAACCACCGCCUACCGGAUCUUCUCUUGCUCCUCCUGCUCUUACCGCUGAUCCUCCUCCACCUCCAGCUCAUGUUGUCCCUCUUGUACAACUUACUGAACCUAAACCUUCUUCUGAUGAGCCGCCACCUCCUCAAACUCAAGGAGCGGCGCCGCUUCCUCGAACUCAAGGAGCGUCUCCACUGCCUUCUCAAACUCAAGGAGCACCACCAUCUCCUUCACAAACUCAAGGAGCACCACCGCCACCACCUCCAACUGGGGAAGCAGGAGGAGCACCACCGCCACCGCCACCAGUAGCUGAAGGAUCAGGAGCACCACCGCCACCGCCACCUACUGGAGGAUCAGGAUCAGGAGCACCUCCUCCACCGCCCAAACUUGGCGGGAAUGCAGGUGCACCUCCACCUCCUCCUCUACGUGGAUCUGUGGCACGGCCAUUAAGUGCAGCCUUGAGACUUCGACGAACUGAGCAAGUUGAUGCUUCUAAAGCUAAGCUAAAGCCAUUCUUCUGGGAUAAGGUUAUGGCCAAACCUGAUCAACAAAUGGUUUGGGAUAAGAUUAGAUCAGGAUCAUUUCAGUUCAAUGAAGAAAUGAUUGAAAGCUUAUUUGGGUAUCAAGCGGCUGAAAAAAACAAAGAUCAAGACACAAAGAAUGCUGCCACGAAAAACAAGGAUCCCCCCGUGCAUUUCGUUCAAAUUAUUGAUCCAAAAAAGGCACAAAAUUUGUCUAUUCUCCUAAAAGCACUUAAUGUGACAACAGAAGAAGUUUCUGCUGCGCUUAUAGAAGGAAAUGAGCUACCACUAGAAAUCGUUCAAACUUUGCUAAAAAUGGCGCCCACUAGUGAAGAAGAAUUGAAGCUGAGGUUAUACGAUGGGGAUCUUCAUCGACUUGGACCUGCAGAACGAUUUCUAAAGGUUUUGGUUGAAAUACCUUAUGCAUUUAGAAGACUAGAAUCCUUGUUAUUCAUGUGCACACUUCAAGAUGAGGAAUCGAACAUCAAAGAAUCCUUGGAAACCUUAGAGGCUGCUUGUGUCCAACUUAAAAAAAGUCGGUUGUUCCUCAAAUUGUUGGAAGCCGUACUGAAAACUGGGAACCGGAUGAACGUGGGAACAUUUCGUGGCAGUGCAACCGCUUUCAAAUUGGACACACUUUUGAAACUAUCGGAUGUUAAAGGAGUCGAUGGAAAAACAACUCUUUUGCACUUUGUAGUUCAGGAGAUUAUGCGGUCAGAAGGUAUACGGGCAGUCCGGUCAGCCAAAGAAGGGAAAAGCAUCUCCAGUAUCAAAACCGAAGAUCUUCUUCUAGAACCUCCUCCUGAAGAAGCCGAUGAACAUUACUGUAAAUUAGGGCUUGAAGUUGUUUCAUGUUUGAGUAGUGAACUUGAGGAUGUGAAAAGAGCAGCAAUUAUUGAUGCGGAUGGGUUGACGAGUUCGGUUUCGAAACUCGGGAAUGCGCUUUUGAAAGCGCGUGAAUCGCUGAAUACGGAUAUGAAGAUUUUGGAAGAACAAUUGGAAGAGGAAGCGGAUGAGUUUUGGUUGAUUUUGUCAACUUUUGUUGAGAAUGCUGACAAGCAGAUUACGUGGAUGCUUGAGGAAGAAAAGAGAAUAAUGGCGCUUGUGAAAAGUACAGCGGAUUACUUUCAUGGGAAAUCUGGGAAGGAUGAAGGGUUGAGAUUAUUCACGGUUGUUCGAGAUUUUUUGAUUAUUUUGGAAAAAGUAGUUAAAGAGAUUCAAGCAGCACCUAUCAAGCCACUAAAGAAGAAAGCUGACAUGUCAUCAGGUACACAAAAGAAAGAGGACAUGUCAUCGGAUCCUGAAAGAAAAGAUGAUCAGAAUCAGGCGACGAAUGGAGCUCCUACGUUGACCCGGAUACCGAAUUGUCAAAUUCCUUCUCCUCCUGAUUAAGGACAACACAUUUGUGCAUAGUUCUAGUUCUAGUUUAGCAAAGAUGGUGAUUAGUCCACAUAUUUUUCGAGUCGUAUAAACUAGGUGUUGUGUUUUACACGUUAUAAGAUUACAUUA